AUGUCCGCUGUCACGCAAGGAAUCCCGCGUGGCGUUCGAAAACCACGGAAGUCCCGCGGCCGUGGUCUGCGAGCCACUACUGGAUGUCUAGUCUGCAAGCGCCGUCAUGUGAAAUGCGAUGAGGUUCGACCUCAAUGUGGUCCAUGCGCCAAAGGGCAACGUGGCUGCGUUUAUGGGAACAAUGGUGAUGGCAGUGAUGCUGCUAUUUUACAAAUUGGCCGCACAUCUACGACUCCAAAUCCUCCAAUUGACUCUCCUACUCCAGUCUCUCCCCAGGUUCACGAGCCUCUUCGGGCGCUUGUUGACGCGUGCCACCAUGAGAACCAGGUGCAGCACCAAAAUGCCCACUACCAAGAAUCUCUUUCAAGGUCUGCCAGCUAUCGAAAUAACCAGACGCUGUCUCCUUAUAUAGCUCCUCUUAACCACGGUCCCGUCGCCUCCCCAAUCUCUCCACACGAAUACGUGCUAUCCUCCGGCACUGAUUCCUCCGUGUCAACGAGAGUUGCUCCGCUGAGUUGGUUCGAACUUCUAGCCAACGACGCAGCAAAUACAAACAGAGACUUUUUUCUCCCGUCCCAUAAAAGGGCUCCAUCCGCGAGAACAGGAGAAGGCUCUGGCGAUUCGCUACAAAGUCCAGUCUUCCAGCCCCGAAAUCGAAGAGAGAGAGAAAGCUUUCAAGCAGCAUCAUUCCAAAAUGAUCCUGAUAUUGAGGAUAGAUUGGUCUCAGGGCCUGCGGAAGGGUCAUCGAAUACAUUGCCAGACGACCCAUCAUCAUGGAAUACAAACGCUCCCAUUCAACUGUCACACCAGGAGUACCGGAUGUUUAACCACUUCGUGCGUAAAAUGAGUUCAUGGCCAGACUCGUUUGACACCUUCAAACAUUUUGCAACUGUUGUCCCUCAUCUAGCCCUCAGGAAUGUUGGUCUCAUGAAAGCACUACUUGCAUUGUCUGCAAGGCACCUAUCGAUUUGCAAUGAGACAAAUGGCUAUCAUUUCAGCUUCGACAAUGCUGGUCGGGGCAUGCAACUGAAUUCAACAGACACAAGGCCCGCCUCCUCUUCUGAAAUCGAUCGCAACAUGGCCGUAGAAUAUUACUUUGAAACUCUUCACUAUCUGAACAAGGCCAUGCGGUAUCAGUCAUAUGCACGCAGCCAUGAACUAAUAGCGACUGCUCUCUUAAUCAGCACGUAUGAAAUGAUCGACGGUUCCAAUCGAGAUUGGGAGAGGCAUCUUAAAGGAGUUUUCUGGAUUCAACGAUAUCAGAAUAAUGACGGUGAGUCUGGAGGGAUUCGUCAAGCAGUCUGGUGGGCCUGGCUCAGACAAGAUGUAUGGGUGGCCAUGCGCGAGCGGCGUCGGGUUUUCACCUUUUGGAGGCCCAAAAAAACAAUCUCUAUGUUAACAACCGCGGAAAUGGCAAAUCGCGUCUUCUGGGUGUUGGCGCAAUGUAUCAACUAUGCAUCGCGAGAAGAGUCCCAAUCGUCAGACAUACAGAGCCGCCUGGAACGAGGAAACGAGCUACUCCACAUGCUGCAAGAAUGGUAUGAUCAUCUCCCGCGGGAAUUUAAUCCUCUUCCAAUUGCGGAAAUGUCGGGAAUUUUCCCUGCGAUAUGGGUCCAUCCUGCUCCCCAUGCCGCUGCCCUUCAAGUGCACAGUCUGGCCCGGAUUCUUGUGAUUUUGCAUCGCCCCUCCAUUGGUGGACUCCAGGACUACCGGGCCGGGCAAAAGCUUCUGACAACAUCUGUAAACACUAUUUGCGGGAUUGCUCGGGCGAUUGAUGAGGAUGAGGAGGCUGCUAGUCUGGUUUCUCUACAGUGUCUCUUUGGAGCUGGAAUGAGUGUUCAUACACCUCACGAACGAAUUGCACUGCUUGACCUCAUUGACACAUUCCAACGGCGGGUCCGUUGGCCGGCCGGCUCUUUGAGGAAAGAUUUGGAAUUCGAAUACCAAAAAGAUGAGCUAUCCGCCUUCGCCGGAUGA
Molecule: messenger RNA, 1977 nt
Organism: Aspergillus wentii DTO 134E9
Lineage: Eukaryota; Fungi; Ascomycota; Eurotiomycetes; Eurotiales; Aspergillaceae
Product: Zn(II)2Cys6 transcription factor
Exons: 4
Coding region: 1-1977 (658 amino acids)
Biological process (GO): positive regulation of transcription by RNA polymerase II
Cellular component (GO): nucleus
Molecular function (GO): transcription cis-regulatory region binding; zinc ion binding; DNA-binding transcription factor activity, RNA polymerase II-specific
Source: RefSeq, a predicted model, not a curated record